GGACUUACAUGUAAUUUUGGAAAACAACAGCACCUCACAGAAAAACCUGAAAUAGUAACACCCCAUAGAUGCCACAAGCCGAGCCCUAAAUAGCAAUGAUGCGAACGCGAAAAAUUUGCGCCCAAAAAUUACAAAGAGAUCAAGGUGAAUAACCCUAACUGUGCGCCUUGGAGUCACUGCUUCAGAACGUUUAUUUGCGCAAGGAGUUGCCAUUGUUGCUCGGGUAUGUGUUUACCGCAUGCGUGGACGUACUUCAUUCCCUGGUUCGGUUUAUGAGCGAUUUUUGCAUAGUAUGUUCGUGCUGGAAUGAAAUUUGGGGUUUUAUCUUCCUGAUUAUGCGUAAUUUAAAUUAAGUAGCAUCUUCAAUUUUUAGAUCCAAGCUUUCAAAUGCAAUGUAAUUGUAUCAGUAAAAGUUGUUAGUGUUAAAUUCGUCGAUAUCGCUUUAGAUCUAGGAAUUAGUGGACGAAAAUGAAAUGCAUUGGCAUUUGAUCUAUCACCUUUUGCCUUAUUAUUUUGAAAAUCAUUUUCAAAGCUUUUCAACAUUAAGCAAACGUGAGAAACAAGUUUAUGUGUAUCUUGUGCCAACCCUUAAUUUAACUUGAAUGAACAAUUUAAAAGAUACAGUAGAUAACAAGUUGAAGUAUAAACAAGGAGUUAAAACUGUUUAUUGAUCUGACUCUGAUAAAAGUAGUGCCCUUGAUGAUUGGAUAUAAUUAAACAAUAUACAUAACUAGUUUUAAAAACUACUCAUAUAAUGAACUGUAGCAAUGUCCAAGUUCUGUCGAUACAAUUUUUAUAUGCUGCACUGUCUUGUAAUAUUCCCUUGAAACUUAUAUUUGAGGGUAAAUUUCUAGUCCAUGAGCAAGCGUACGGAAAGAGGCCUCUGUUAGUUUAUUUGUAAGUACAUUUUUCUUAGAAGGCUCUUGUGCUUAUUCACUGGUUUUUUUUAAUGUGUCACGUUGCAUCUCGUUUUUCCACGGAUUGCUUCCUGGUGGAUAACCAAGCAUAGUGCCAAAAUCUCAAGUGAGUCUUGUUUGUUAGCCAGACUGUUCUUAAAAAGCUAUUUCAGGCCAUUUUGCUGAUAAUAGAUAUCAUGUCAAAGAAGACCUCUGAUAUUAUACAUGUUUUCCAGGACCAUUUAUUCCAUGGUCUAAAGAAGUCUGAAUAAGGUGAAUGAAUCAGUUUAUGACAAUAUUGUCUCAUUUCAUGACAUAUGCUUUGUUUAUGAUAGAUGUCAAGCGCUUGGACAAUUAUGAGCUUUGCAAUCAUACAUAGGGAUGUAGAAUGGGAGUGGGAGAAGUCAGAGUGGAGUUUUUGGUAUAUUUAUAUAAUUGGAAGUACUUGCUCACUAUCUGAAGAGCUUUUGAUCUGGCAAAAAAUUAGAGGAUGAGGAGAUCAUAUUUUAUUUCGAAUAUAUAAUUGCUUUGGAGUAUCUUGGAGCAUAUGAGCAGCGGAGCUUGUGGAGCACCGCUCACCUCAAGGAUUGCUCUCUUGGUUUGCUUCAUAAGUUUUGUUCUUCUUUGAUAUAUUCCCUCCUUGUCAAAUCAUUCAAAUGGUGAUGGAAGACAUAUAGGGUUACCUAAGCUGGCAUUGUUGACUGCCCUGAAAAAAUUUACCCCAUUCAUUAGUGUUUUCUAUCUGCAGAAGAAUUUUUCUUUGACUUCACCUGCAAAGAUCAAGAAUGAGUGGCCGUUUCUCCCGCACUAUCUAUGUUGGAAACCUUCCUGCUGAUAUCAGGGAAUCAGAAGUAGAAGAUUUAUUUUACAAGUAUGGCCGUAUCUUGGAUAUUGAACUGAAGAUUCCACCUCGUCCUCCUUGCUAUUGUUUUGUAGAGUUUGAGAAUGCUCGGGAUGCAGAAGAUGCAAUGAGGGGCAGAGAUGGCUAUAACUUUGACAGCUGUCGUUUGAGGGUUGAACUUGCUCAUGGUGGUAGAGGACCAUCAUCCUCCAGUGAUCGUGGCGGUUAUAGUGAAAGGGGCGGAAGUGGCAGCAGUGGUGGCAGAUUUGGUAUGUCCCGCCAUUCUGAUUAUCGAGUGAUUGUCCGUGGGCUUCCUUCUUCUGCUUCUUGGCAAGAUUUAAAGGAUCAUAUGCGGAAAGCUGGUGAUGUGUGUUUUGCCGAAGUUUCUCGUGAUAGUGAAGGAACAUAUGGCCUAGUUGAUUAUACAAAUUAUGAUGACAUGAAAUAUGCUAUGCGUAAGCUUGAUGAUAGUGAGUUCAGAAAUCCUUGGACCAGAACUUAUAUCCGGGUAAAGGAGUAUAAGGGCAGCCCAUCCAGAAGCCGAAGUGGGAGUCGCAGCAGAAGCCGAAGCCGAAGCCGAAGCAGAAGCCCGAUGAGGAGAAGCAGGUCAGUGGAGCGAUUGACUUCAAGAUCACCCCCAGUGUCGCCUGUUAAACCAUCCCGUUCCAUAUCGAGCUCUAGAUCAAGGUCCAAAUCGAGGUCUGCAUCCCCACUCCCGGCGAGGUCCGGCAGUUCCUGAUUUUAUUGGUGCAAUGUAAACACAAACGCAGAACUUUCGUGGCAUAUGAUUUGUGCCCGGACAAUGUGGCUUUAUACUGGAACUUCUUUCUUCAUUUGAAUAUUAUUAUAACUUGAAGUUGGGGAUGUUGUUGUUAUCGUUUUAGAGAUCUGGUUGAUUCACAAAUUGGUUUUCGCUAGAAAAGAUUUGUUUGGUUUGUUAGACAUUAUCCGCAUUUAGGAUUUGUAUCGAACAUGUCUGUCGAGCUGAAACAUUUUACAUGCCUGCAGUGUUUUAAGUGGGUUCUACACCUUGAAUAUUACUAAGAAAA
Salvia splendens (bonfire salvia) is the source of this 2786-nucleotide messenger RNA. Its product is annotated as serine/arginine-rich splicing factor SR34A-like. Gene Ontology annotation, molecular function: mRNA binding. The record is from RefSeq and is a predicted model, not a curated record. Lineage: Eukaryota; Viridiplantae; Streptophyta; Magnoliopsida; Lamiales; Lamiaceae. Bases 1682 to 2476 code for a protein of 264 amino acids. Gene Ontology annotation, cellular component: cytoplasm; nucleus. The transcript is spliced from 13 exons.